UCGGGCUACGGCCAUGUGGUAGGCUGUUUCUAAAGUAAGGACCCCUUGGAAGAGCUGCAUGGCCAGAGGCAUGUGAAUGGCCACGUUCUCGAUCGCGUACAGAGCUGAACACACGCAGUCGGACGCAGCCUCGUGCAGAAAAACAAAGAGUUCACACCAGAAGAGCGACCACUGUGGUGGAGUAAUAGGCCAGGUCUUCAAUGAUCUCCGUCCGUCGAUUCGCCCCGAUCCUCAGAGAUCGACUGUGUACCUCCUCUGGCAGGACGAUUAUCAAAAUUGACCCACAAAGUCUCAGCUAACAAGAUAAGCUGUCAGUUUGGACGUAAUUCCCAAAGACAUCGGUAAGGUUUCUUGGGAUUUUUAGAAUUGGUUUAAGAAAAUCUUGUUUGCAGAUUACGGCUCAUCCUUGUGCUUGGGGACCUUAAGGACCCGCUUAAAUCCAAGUCUUAACAAGCCGGAUUCCUGAUUCGGACAAUAAACUAGGCCAGCUUUUACAAUGUAAAAAAAUGCAGCAUAAAGUUAAAUCAACUUUGUUUUGCAAGUUAAUUCAACCUACCAUUUUAAGUUUUGGGUUGUGAUAAGUUGACAUAACUUUUAAAAUCAAGUUGAAAUUGUUUAAAGUAACAUACACUGUAAAACCUAAAAGUUAACUCAACUCAAACCAUUUAAGUAAACUGAUUGCAUACAUUUGAGUACUGUGAACCUAAACAAAUUGAGUCAUAUGCAGUUAUGCACUUAUAUUUAAGUUCACACUACUUAAAUAUAAGUGCAUAAUUGCAUAUGACUCAAGUUCACAGUACUUAAAUUUAUGUGUUUUAAAACUUAAAUGGUCUAAUGCAACCGGUUUACUUAAAAGGUUUGAGUUAAGUUAACUGUUAGGUUUUACAGUGUAAAAAUAUAUGUUGAUUUGACAAAAAUGCUGCAUAUUUUUUACAGUUACUAAUACUUUCAGUUAUCUGUUUUAUUACUGUCCAUUCCAUUUAGCAUACUUAAAAAAUAUGCAUUGUUUUGUACUUUACAUAAGUAAAUCUCCAAAACAACCCCAAAAUGUUUAUAUAUCAAAAAAAUAUAAAAUAAAAAAACACUAUAGAGUACUGCUCAUUUUGGCAUAACAACAAAACAUAUAUUGAUCGAGUCAAACAAGAUUGUGUGAAAAAUAUCAACAGUCUGUGCACACAGUGUUGGAAAACAUCAUCCAAAGAUAAAUUAUAUUUCAUGGAAAUAUAAAAAGAACUGAUAAAUAAAAAAAGUAAAUCCCAUUAUCAUGAUGUUGAUGUCAGCCAUGUUACUCUCAACCCUGUUAUAUUAGACAUAUUAUUUAUCCAACCUGUUUUGUAAAAUGAACAGUGGAAACAUGUUGCAGGUGCUUAAGAAAUCCAAUGGGUGUGAUGGGUAAUACUCAUGGACAGGGCGGAUUAUCCUGGGAAGAUGUCCGGAAGAUCACCCGGAGGAUGAUCUGCUAUCUCAUCCUCCCACUUUUCACGCUAUGCAAGAUUUUGAGGAUUUUAUAAAAGGCCGUUCAACCCUGGUUUUGGCAUUCAGGUUCCUCACUGACUUUGCAAACACACAGUCAGUGGCCCCAAUAGCGCAGUAAUGGAUGCGUGGGCCGUUCAGUUCGGGAACAUUACCAAAAUAAGCCCCUUCGAGGGCCCACAGUACCAGCUGGCCCCCAAGUGGGCUUUCUACCUGCAGGCAGCAUUCAUGGGAUUCGUAUUUUUUGUAGGUACCCCUCUCACCGGCAUCGUCCUCUUUGUUACAAUGAAGUACAAGAAACUCAGACAGCCGCUCAACUAUAUUUUGGUGAAUAUCUCCGCAGCUGGUUUUAUUUUUGACACGUUCUCGGUCAGCCAAGUAUUUCUCUGCGCGUUAAGAGGUUAUUACUUUCUCGGGCAUACGUUGUGUGCGUUGGAGGCUGCAAUGGGAUCAAUUGCGGGGCUUGUGACAGGAUGGUCCUUGGCUGUUUUGGCUUUUGAAAGAUAUGUGGUCAUUUGCAAACCUUUCGGCACCUUCAAGUUUGGAAAAAGCCAGGCCCUUGGAGCAGUAGCCCUCACUUGGGUCAUCGGGAUUGGGUGUGCUACUCCUCCCUUCUGGGGAUGGAGCAGGUACAUUCCUGAGGGUCUCGGCACAGCCUGCGGUCCUGACUGGUACACCAAAAGUGUGGAGCACAACUCCGAAAGCUACACAUACUUUCUUCUUGUCACCUGCUUCAUCAUGCCAAUGUCCAUCAUCAUCUUCUCCUAUUCUCAGCUACUGGGAGCCUUGCGUGCUGUCGCAGCCCAGCAGGCAGAGUCAGCAUCCACCCAGAAGGCAGAAAAGGAAGUGUCAAGAAUGGUUAUUGUGAUGGUGGGGUCUUUUGUGCUUUGCUACGCCCCUUACGCUAUCACUGCCAUGUGGUUCGCCAACGCCGAGGACACGAACAAGGAUUACCGCUUGGUUGCCAUCCCCGCUUUCUUCUCAAAGAGCUCCUGUGUGUACAAUCCCCUAAUCUACGCCUUCAUGAACAAACAGUUCAACGCAUGCAUCAUGGAAACGGUAUUUGGAAAGAAGAUCGAAGAAAGCUCGGAGGUUUCCAGCAAGACGGAAACAUCAUCUGUCUCGGCUGCAUGAAUACACAUUUACUGAUCACUCGAUAAUUCACAUACUGUACUUUUACACUCUUUCAAGGGGAAAGUGAUGUCACCUUGUCCCACCAAAUCCCAAAGCCACAGGCACAGCUCACUGGAUGUACAGUGUC
This is a messenger RNA of Paramisgurnus dabryanus, 2734 nucleotides long. RefSeq names its product opsin 1 (cone pigments), short-wave-sensitive 1 (gene opn1sw1). Gene Ontology annotation, cellular component: membrane. The record is from RefSeq and is a predicted model, not a curated record. Gene Ontology annotation, molecular function: G protein-coupled receptor activity. Lineage: Eukaryota; Metazoa; Chordata; Actinopteri; Cypriniformes; Cobitidae. Gene Ontology annotation, biological process: phototransduction; G protein-coupled receptor signaling pathway; visual perception.